CAUGCAAAGUCCAUCCCGACAUCAAUUUCACAUUGUAAGCAGAGUAUAUCAAAUAUAAAAACCUGCCCAGAGUACCAACCAUAUCUCUUAAAUUACAAUUCAAAAUGGAGAGAUUUCUUAUUCAAAAUUUUAUGUCUUUAUUUUAUUAUUAUUAUUAUUAACUUUUGGGUCUCACUUGCUCAGAUAAUUACUCUAUAAAACCCCACAAAGAUGUAGCUCAAAAAUGUGCACAAACCAUGGAAACCCAAAGGUCUGAGAUUGAGCUCGUAACUGACAAAAACCCCAGCAGCGUCACCGGAGACAACCAUAAUAAUCAACAAACCCUCUUCUUCAUCAUCGCGAAACGGUCAUCAAAAUCACUAGAAUCCAUACUGAAGAAAUUCCAUGCAGGUUACUUCAGAAUAAGCCUGUCUCUAGGAGGCCAAGCUUUGUUAUGGAAAACACUCGCGGAUCCAUCCCAUGACACAAACGCCAUACGUCACGUGCUUCGCAUGCUUCUUCAUCCUUCAGCUUUUAUGGCACUCUGGUCUUUGGCUUUCUCAACUUCAUUUCUGCUUUCUCUUAUUUACCUAUUGAGAUGCUUGUUUUACUUCAAGCUGGUCAAGGCUGAGUUCUUGCACCAUGUAGGGGUCAACUAUCUUUUCGUUCCAUGGAUUUCUUGGUUGCUUUUGCUCCAAUCCGCACCGUUUUUGGAACCGAGGGCAAUCCCUUAUCUGGUUCUCUGGUGGGUUUUUGCCGUCCCUGUGGUGGUUCUGGACGUGAAAAUAUACGGACAAUGGUUCACGAAAGGGAAGCGGUUUUUGACGAUGGUGGCCAACCCGACGAGCCAGUUAUCGGUCAUCGGUAACUUGGUUGGAGCACAAGCUGCGGCUCACAUGGGGUGGAAAGAGAGCGCCGUUUUCUUGUUUUCUUUAGGCAUGGUGCACUAUCUGGUGCUUCUGGUGACGCUUUAUCAGCGGUUAUCGGGUGGUGACUGUCUUCCGGUAAUGCUCCGACCGGUUUUCUUCUUGUUCUUCGCAGCACCAAGUGCAGCGAGCUUGGCUUGGGAAGCAAUUAAUGGUGCUUUCGAUGUGGGGUCGAAGAUGUUAUUUUUUCUGUCCCUCUUCCUCUUCACGUCUCUGAUGUGCAGGCCAAGACUUUUCAGGAGGUCAAUGAGAAGGUUCAGUGUUGCAUGGUGGGCUUAUUCAUUCCCACUGAACACCCUGGCUCUGGCUUCAAUUAAAUAUGCACAAGAGGUCAAAGGAGAAAUUCCCCACAUCCUAAUGCUUCUGCUACUGGUGCUUUCUGUUUUGGUGAGCAUCAGUUUGAUCGUUUUCACUGCCUUAAAUACUAAAAUGCUUUUACCUGAUAACGACCCAAUUGUAUGUCUUCCCAACAUUUUGCCAGUUCGAUCGGCCUCUACCACCAAUGCCUAGCUAGCCACUAGCUACCU
Messenger RNA from Ziziphus jujuba (common jujube), 1432 nucleotides. RefSeq names its product S-type anion channel SLAH4. Gene Ontology annotation, biological process: transmembrane transport; intracellular monoatomic ion homeostasis. The record is from RefSeq and is a predicted model, not a curated record. The transcript is spliced from 2 exons. Bases 237 to 1415 code for a protein of 392 amino acids. NCBI's taxonomy places the organism in Eukaryota, Viridiplantae, Streptophyta, Magnoliopsida, Rosales, Rhamnaceae. Gene Ontology annotation, molecular function: voltage-gated monoatomic anion channel activity. Gene Ontology annotation, cellular component: membrane.